Phialemonium atrogriseum is the source of this 4491-nucleotide messenger RNA. RefSeq names its product phosphatidylinositol 4-kinase-like protein. Gene Ontology annotation, molecular function: transmembrane transporter activity; 1-phosphatidylinositol 4-kinase activity. Gene Ontology annotation, biological process: phosphatidylinositol phosphate biosynthetic process; transmembrane transport; phosphatidylinositol-mediated signaling. The coding region runs from base 1 to 4491 and encodes 1496 amino acids. Lineage: Eukaryota; Fungi; Ascomycota; Sordariomycetes; Cephalothecales; Cephalothecaceae. Gene Ontology annotation, cellular component: membrane; cytoplasm. The record is from RefSeq and is a predicted model, not a curated record. The transcript has 14 exons.
AUGCUCGGGAUGCAAGAGCCCGAGAUCUUCGAGCAGCCGGUGGGGGGUAUCAACAAGGACCCGGAGGCCGCUGUACACGAGGAGCAGACAUACGUCACAGGCCCGAGCUACGCGACGGGCAACAGCGGCCUCCAUACCGUCAUCACCGAGUCGUCGUCCGAGGAGGAUUUCCAUCUGUUUGUCUAUCCUGAAGAGAGAAAGCUGGGAACAUGGUCGACGGCCUUCCUGAUCAUCAACCGCGUCGUCGGCACGGGCAUCUUCUCGACACCGUCUUCCAUCAUCCAGUAUACAGAUAGCGUCGGCGCGACGCUCCUGUUCUGGGUACUCGGGGGUCUUAUCGCCCUGCCGACAGUCCAGUUCGUCCUCUUCGCCAUCUCCACGGGCAACUCCAUCGCCUUCAGCAGCUAUGUCCUGAAGGCUGCGAUGGGAGAGUCCCACAACGGGAGCUGGCUCAACAGGGGCAUCGCAGUGGCUGCAAUCUCCGUCGUCUGUCUGAUCCAUUCCCUGACUCCUCGCCUGGGGGUUUGGUUAAGCAAUGGCCUCGGGGCACUGAAACUAGUUCUCCUCGCAUUGCUUGUCUGCACUGGUUUCGCGGCCUUGGCCGGGAGAACUGUUGCCCCGAGACCAGAUAACUUUUCAUCAUUUAACGGCGGAGGUUCCUCAACUGAGCCGGGCAAGCCUUCAAGCGCCGCCGCGGCAGGAUAUGCCCUCGCUCUGCUCCAGGUACUCUAUUCGUACAGCGGUUGGGAAAACGCCAACUAUGUCCUCACCGAGGUUCGAGACGCGCCUCGAACGUUGCGCAAGGCGGCAAUCAUGUCGGCAUCAGCUAUCACGCUGUUGUACGUCCUGGCGAACGUUGCUUACUUUGCCGCCAUGAGCAAGCUCGAGAUUGCAACAGCUGAGGUGACCGUUGCUGCGCAAUUCUUCGAGAACGUCUGGGGAAAGGGUGCCUUCGUCACCCGGGUUGUUCCCGUUUUCAUCGCUCUGUCUUCUUUGGGCAACGUCUUUGCCCAGUCUUUCGCUAUGCCGAGAGUCAAGCAGGAGCUGGCCAAGGAGGGCAUCUUACCGUUCUCGAAAAUAUGGGCCAGUGACUGGCCGCAGAAGGCUCCAACAGGUGCCAUCUUCCUGCAUUGGCUAUUCACCGUUGCCUUUAUCCUGGGUUCCCAGACUUCGGACCUGUAUACGUUCGUCACCAACGUCUUCAUUUACAGCGGCAACUGGAUUAAGCUGUUCCUCGGAAUCGGCCUCCUCUACCUAACUUGGACGCCGGCCGAAAGGUGGAAGGAACAGCGAACGACAUUCAAGAGCGUCCCCAUCCUAACCAUCUUCUGGAUCAUUUCGCUACUGUACGUCAUCGGGGCGCCCUUCAUUCCGAACGGCUUCCUCUCAAAGGUCCCAUUCUAUGUCGUACCGAUCCUGGGCACGAGUUUGCUAGUCAUCGGUUCCCUGUACUGGUUCGUAUGGGCCAAGCUGCUGCCCAUGUUUGGAUUCAGUAUCCAGCACGAGAUCGAACAGCUUCCGGAUGGCAGCGAGCGCGUUAGAUAUAUUGUAAGCGGCCAAACUUCUUCCUCCUCGAGCUAUCCAGUCGACAUAAUUACUAAUUGUUUUCGCGUUCAAGCACGCUACGCGGACCAUGUCGGCAUCCACUAUGUCCUCUGCAACAAGCUCCGCCAGUUUCCCUACGAGGACAUCGAGUUCUUCCUGCCUCAGCUUUGCCACCUUAUAAUCAGCGUUGACAAUGAGUCUAUGGCAUUGGAGGAGUUCCUCCUGGAUCUGUGCGAGGAGUCUGUCACGGCAGCUCUGCUGACCUUCUGGCUAUUCCAGACCUACCUGCACGAUCUUGCCCCGAACCCGCAAACCGAUGCCUUCAGGAUAUGCCAAAGGGUCUACAACAAGGUCCAGCACAUUGUCUUCGGCCUGUCUGACUAUGCCAGGCACGAGAAGAUCAAGGAGAAUACCCUUCCCGUUACGGUUCUGGCGAGCUUCGUACUCGCUGGUGUCGCGUGCCCCAUCCUCCCCCAUUGGGCCGGCCCACUAGCGGUUGCGCAGGCUAGGAAGCCUCAGCCGACCGGUGAGGCCGUCCUCGAAGCUGCUCACAAUACCAAACCGGCGCGGGCGCACACUGUAACGGUGAACAGUACCAAGUCGAAUCGCGGGAAGGAUGGCGGCCGAGCCACAGGGGGCUCUGACUCGAAGAUGCUCACCCCAACCAAGGCGUCGCGCCGCGCCAGCUCGAGACCAGCCUCCUCGGGCUCCACGUCUCGGACGCCGGUCGAGCCGUCGAGGCGGCCCUCCCACCUGGAGAACAUAGCCCUGGAAGCACGGUUAAGUUCGACUUCAUUGCCAUUGCCGGACCCGAGGUCUCCCCGGAUGAUUACACGGCCAUCAACGCCCAUUUCCGCCGGCUUGAGACCAUCGGAGACCACGUCAAGGAGGCAUUCGCAUCGCGUAAAGACGCUGCUCAAUCACGCCGAAAUGAGUUCCGUGCAGAAGACCCGUCUCCUGAGGCAAAACUACUUCCGCUGCGAGACGGCCUUUCUGACUGCGCUGGAAAACAUUUCCAAUCGCUUAGUAGUUGUCCCGAAGCCUGCCCGUCUCAGUGCACUCCGUGCCGAGCUAGCACUGAUCGCCCAGGAUCUGCCGGCCGAAGUAGACGUGCCAGUUAUCUGCCCGCCGACUCUGGUGAACGGGUCGCCCUCGAAGAGUCGCCACCAUCGCAUCGUCCGGGUUAACCCUGCCGAGGCCACCGUCCUCAACAGCGCCGAGAAAGUGCCGUAUCUGCUCAUGGUCGAGGUUUUGCGUGACGAUUUCACCUUUGACCCUGACUCUCAAGACAACCAGAGGCUCAUGACAACCCUUCUGGCCGAGCAGGGCGCUCGAAGGCGCAUGUUCGAUUUGUCCGAGUCCCCAAGGAUACCUGCCGCCACGCGCGCCCCUCUCGAGCCUGUGGUUGACAGCGUCUUCGAGCCGACUUCCGGGGACCUCGGGAGUUCACCAAUGAUCGAAUCGUUUCCCGAUGCGUUGUCGGGCAAGAGAGCGGUAUCCGCACCCCACCCCCAACGAUUAUCAAGCAGUGCUACUACCGUUAUCUCGGCCACGUCCGACAUGACGACGCCUCGGAGCUCCGAAGCGGAGACUUCCAGGUCUUCGAGCCCCGCCCCGCGCAGGAAAAUGACGUUCACAAACCCUCGGAACAAUUCUGUCGAUCAGCCCGACUUCUCGGCCUUGGCAACGCAUAUGCGGACCGCCUCGCAGAUGCUCGCGCAGCUGGAGGCGACAAGUGGGAAGAGACCGAGGCAGGAAGUGGCGACCAUCAGGGCUAAGAUCAUCAGGAGCAUGCAGAGCCUGGAGGAGCAGAGCUUCGACCUGGACGAUGGACAGGGCCCCACCUUCGACAUGAUCAUGGCCAAAGCCAGCGCCGCGUCGGCUGCGAGCGAUCCAAGCGAGGCCGAGCUGGAGGCGGCAGAGCCCUCGCUGGAUUCGUCGGGGAUGAAUCCCAACGCGGGCGCGGCGAGGAUGGAGAACGAUUUCAAGACUGGCGGCCUGCAGAGAAAGGGGGACCGAGACGACCCGAGCGCGGCGGUGUUCGGCGAGGCGUGGGAUGCCAAGCGAGAGCGGAUCCGCAAGUCGUCCCCUUACGGCUGGAUGAAGAACUGGGACCUCGUGAGCGUCAUCGUCAAGACGGGCGCGGACCUGCGGCAGGAAGCCUUCGCCUGCCAGCUGAUCCGGGUGUGCCACAAGAUCUGGGUCGACGCCGAGGUGCCCGUCUGGGUCAAGCUGAUGCGGAUCCUGGUGACGGGCGAGUCGUCGGGGCUCAUCGAGACCAUCGCCAACGGCGUCUCCCUGCACUCGAUCAAGCGCAGCCUCACCAUCUCCUCCGUCGAGUCCGGCCAGAACCCCAGGCGGCGGAUCGCGACCCUGAAGGACCACUUCGUCAAGGUCUUCGGCCUGCCCGAGAGCGACGCCUACAGGGCCGGCGUGACGUCGUUCGCGAGGUCGUUGGCCGCGUACAGCGUCAUCUCGUACAUCUUGCAGCUCAAGGACCGGCACAACGGCAACAUCCUCAUCGACAACGAGGGCCAUAUAAUACACAUCGACUUUGGCUUCAUGCUGUCAAACUCCCCCGGCUCGGUCGGCUUCGAGGCGGCCCCGUUCAAGCUGACCCAGGAAUACGUGGAUGUCCUCGGGGGCGUGGGAUCGCCGGAUUACGAGGACUAUAAGAAGCUGUGCAAGCAAGCGUUCCAAGCGUUGCGACGUUCAGCAGACAACAUCAUCGACCUGGUCAGCAUGAUGGGGAGGGACUCGAAAAUGCCCUGCUUCUCGGCAGGCGUCGCGCAGACAACAACGGCGCUGCGGCAGCGUUUCCAGCUUCAGCUCAGCGCCGACGACGCGGAGCAGUUUGUCGAGACAGACCUCGUCGGGAAGUCUCUAGGCAGCUACUAUACGAGACUUUACGAUACCUUCCAGUACCGAACUCAGGGCAUAUAUUAA